CAGAGGGUUAAACCUUUCUGUUUGAAUUAAUUUCAGAACAACAAGCUGAUUUCAUUCAAACAACAGGGUCCCUACAGGAGAGGCAGGUGUCAGUGUGAUGAUGACCGAUCAGGUGACCUAUGACCUCUUCAUUGUGUCCCUGGUGGUUCUGCUGCUGGUUCUGGUGGUUCUAUUGGUUCUCUGUUGGACCCUUAAACUCAGCAGAAGCAGCAACUUCACACAGCUGCAGAUCACAGCAGGACAACCCGUUCGCAUCCUGACCAUCAGAACUGAACCAAACCAGGUCCACCAGCUGCUGGACCACCUGCUGGACCGAGUCCUUCUUCAGGUGGAACCUGGAGCAGAACCUAAAGAGGAACACGGAGAGGAACUUAGAGAAGAACGUGGAUCUGAUUUUGUAUCAGAACCAGAGAUUUCAGCAGCAGAGUCUGUCCCCAGCAGAGCAGUGAACGCUCUUAACUUGUGGAAAUGGAUCACAUUUGCAGCUCCUCCUCCAGCCAGUCCCCCUGCUGCUCAGGAUCAGGAUCAAACCGAGGACCUCCGUUCCCAGGGGUCAGAUGCCUCUCUCGCCUCUCAGAGCGCCUCCUGCAGUGCAUGCUGGGAGAAGGAGGAGCAACAUGAUGAGUCAGAAAGAGAGAAAUAAAUGAAGCAACUCAACAUACAAAUGAGUCACAAUCCAAGCCACAGUAGAUGAAGGAGAAGUCUUUGACAAAAAGUACCUCAGCACUCAGUCCCACAUUCAUAUUAGGCGGGUUACUGUGGCACCAGGGUACUGUUACACCGACAGAGACAGAGAGACAGGGUUCAGUUCAGUUCUGUUGUUUACUGAGGCUGGACGGACAGAGACUGUUCAUGGGGUGUACACCUCCUGUCUCCAUCUCCUCAGGCCCAUCCUGUCCUGAUGCUGCUACCAUAGAAACAUGACCCUCAACACCCAGAGAGAGAAGGAGCCCCUGCGGCGGCGAGGCAGCACACCUACUCCUCCCGCUCACUUCUACCAGCACCCGUCCUGGACUCAGGAUGCCCAGCUGCCUGGCAGAACCCAGACUGACCUGGAGCAGCCCCGUCCCCAGCGCAGACACCUUCCUCUAGGACAGUCGGCGUCCUACCACCCUGGAGACAAGUCCCUCCACUACCGCGCACAGUGGAGUUCAGACUCAGAUGAUGAUUCACAAAGCGACUCGGACUGUGUUUACAGAGUGAUGUUGUUAGGUGACCAUGGCGUCGGAAAGACCAGCCUUGCAGGAAUCUUUGCAGGAAUCACGGAGAAAGACGAACAACCUGGAGAGGAUACAUAUGAGCGAACACUGACAGUAGAUGGAGAGGAAACCACACUCAUCGUCAUGGAUACCUGGGAGAACGACAAACUGGAGGGCGAGGACAGCUCCUCUCAGGACAACUGUCUAAAGGUGGGGAGUGCUUACGUCAUUGUCUACUCCGUCACCGACCGAUCCAGCUUCGACUCCGCUGCCGAGCUCCGUAUCACACUGCGACGCACCCGCCAAGCAGAAAACCUUCCCAUCAUCCUUGUUGGCAACAAGAGUGACCUGGUCCGGUCCAGAGAAGUCGCUGUGGAAGAGGGCCGAGCGUGCGCAGUGGUCUUUGACUGUAAGUUCAUUGAGACAUCUGCAUCUCUGCAGCACAAUGUGACUGAGCUCUUUGAGGGCGUGGUCCGACAGCUCCGGCUCCGUCGUGACGGCAACGAGGCGGUCCAGCACCGACGCUCCAUCUACAAACGCAAAGAGAGCAUUACCCAGAAGGCUCGGCGGUUCCUGGACCGUCUGGUCGCUCGCAACAACCAGCGCAUGGCGGUCAAAGUGCGCUCCAAGAGCUGCCACGACCUGGCCGUCCUCUGAAGACACCUCCUGCCAGGAGCGUCCGGUUGAACUUUCUUUGGCUCGUUGAAGUUCUCUCUGGUUGUGAUGUCAUGAACGAUGUCAUUGCCAUUGGUGUAGGCGGAGAUUCCCGCGAUCAGCGAGUCAAAACAAUCAGCAAUGAACAGAGUCAGCAGACAGUAACAUACUCGGUGCGAUCAGUGUGACCAACUUGUUUUUCUGUUUGACUGUUUGGUCUCAAAAUGUUUGUGACUUUUCCUCCAGACGACCUAAAUAUAAAGAUACCAGACAGACUGUGAAGGAUCAUCACUGUAGGGUUAAAGGUUGGUUCUUGUUAUUUUAUUUUAUUUUUUUGUAUUAUUUUAUUCUCCAUCAUGGAGGUGGUCCUGUAGUUUCCUCUGUGUCCACUGUGCUGUUCUCCUGAGGUUUCUACUGUUUUUGUUUCAAUACUAUGCAGAAUAAAGUCUUAAAGGAA
Messenger RNA from Thunnus maccoyii (southern bluefin tuna), 2310 nucleotides. RefSeq names its product RAS (RAD and GEM)-like GTP-binding 1 (gene rem1). Lineage: Eukaryota; Metazoa; Chordata; Actinopteri; Scombriformes; Scombridae. The transcript has 11 exons. Bases 921 to 1856 code for a protein of 311 amino acids. The record is from RefSeq and is a predicted model, not a curated record. Gene Ontology annotation, biological process: negative regulation of high voltage-gated calcium channel activity. Gene Ontology annotation, cellular component: plasma membrane. Gene Ontology annotation, molecular function: GTP binding; GTPase activity; calcium channel regulator activity.